AUGUCGUCAGGCAGCUGGACAAUGGAGAACUGGGCUAUUGGAGGGAUACCCGUGGAGGGUGUGGCCUACGGAACCACUGUCCUCAGCAUCUCUGAAGAUGGCCGUACCCCUGGCCGACUACUGCCUCCUUCCUCCCCACAAGUCCUUCCUGACCUUUAUCCUAGUGAAGGGCCUCUCCCGGGCCUGAGAAUGUCCCUGCUGCACCUGGGGCUGCCACUGCUACAGCCAGCACCCGCCAGGCUGCUGGACUCUUCUUGCUCCCUGGAGAAGACACUGCAGUGUAGCUGCUCCUUCCAUGGGAUCCCCACACCCUCUGUGCAGUGGUGGAUGGGAGAUGCCCCUGUGGAUGUGAACAGCAUGAAUGGUGGCCUCCAGGUGACUUCCACCAUGCUGGGCCCUUGGGCCAACAGCACCAUCAACCUGGCCAAGGAGCCAGAAAUGGGCACAAGCCUUCUAUGUGAGGGCAAGAACCAAAAUGGAACCCAUGCUCUGAGCAUUCUGCUGAUGUCAGGAAGGAGUCCUUUGGCUCCCCAGAUAUUUCUGAAAGGGCUGAUCCAGGGUGUUGUCUAUGGAUCUACUGCAGUCACAUUGCUCUUCUUCUGCCUCCUCCCUUUCAUAGUGAAACAUAUCAGAAAGAAGAAGGCAAAGAAAACUGCAAAGAUCAAAGCACAAAAGUGUCCAGAGCCCAAGACAUCUCCAAAGAAUGAGGAACCAGGAAAAUCCAUAAUCACUUCAUCUUCUGAGAACCAGAUUGUGGAAAAGCAAGAUAAACCGGAGACAAUGAAGCCUGUGAGAACUACGUGGCACCUGGAGUUCCCAGUGUCCAUGGAACUAUGA
Molecule: messenger RNA, 837 nt
Organism: Sciurus carolinensis (gray squirrel)
Lineage: Eukaryota; Metazoa; Chordata; Mammalia; Rodentia; Sciuridae
Gene: Siglecl1
Product: SIGLEC family like 1
Exons: 6
Coding region: 1-837 (278 amino acids)
Biological process (GO): cell adhesion
Cellular component (GO): plasma membrane
Molecular function (GO): sialic acid binding
Source: RefSeq, a predicted model, not a curated record